Messenger RNA from Symsagittifera roscoffensis, 3015 nucleotides. RefSeq lists its product as uncharacterized. The transcript is spliced from 2 exons. Lineage: Eukaryota; Metazoa; Xenacoelomorpha; Acoela; Convolutidae. The coding region runs from base 252 to 2957 and encodes 901 amino acids. The record is from RefSeq and is a predicted model, not a curated record.
UCCUGAUGGUUUUUUAAAAAAGUCCACCAAUAAUGAAAAUCUGAAUGUUUUACAGUAGGUCCCGUAGUCUUUCUUGCGAAUACUCCAAUUAACUGAUAGAAAACGUGCUUUUUAUAAAACGAAUCUUAUUAUAACUUUUUUCAAAAAUUGUUCAAAAUAUUAAACGUGCUGUAAAACACUUUUCACGUGCUUUUACUUGUUCGACAGAAAAAAGGAUUGUCAAAACAAAUACAAUCUUAUUUGCCAGAACAAUGUCAAAUGAGUUGCCAAUCACGAGACAUGCUCUGGGCGAGCAGAUUGAAUUGGGCACUCUGUUUGAUGCCCGUCGAGGCCAAUUUUUCCGCAGUUGGAGUCUUUGGAACUGGGAAGACAUUGAACGUCAGCAAAAGAUCACAGAUGCCCAAGACAUUAAAAUGACCGUUUCGACCACUUCAAAAGAGCUGCGCAACAACAGUGAAAUGGACGCCGAUGGAGCCUUAGAUGUUGCCUUGGGAUUUGUCAAGCUAAGUGGUUCCGCAAAUUAUCUGGAUUCAGGUACAAACACGACUAAAGAGGCUCGGAUUGAUGUAACAUGCAUCAAGAAGAACAGAGUUCGAAGCAUUCCAAUGGAAAAAAUGAUUAAAACUCCUCACCAAAAUCUGGUUUUGAAAAAUCAAGAUGUCACUCAUUUUGUUUGCGAAGUUUACGAGGGAGCAACUGCGAAUAUUUCCUUCAGGAUGAAAUGUUCAAACGUCGAUGAGAUUAAUAAAAUCAGUGGCAAAAUUUCGGAAGAACGGAAAAAAAUGAUCGGCGGGAGGAUAAGCGCUUUUGGAGACUAUCUAAAAGAAACUGGGAAGCAAAUUGACGAGUAUACGGUCAAAGUUGACGGAGUAGUUGAUGUACCUGUUUCCAGUUUUGAGGAUGUAGCAGCUGCAUCCAGAACUUUGCCGGGGAGUCUAAAACAUUACAAUAACACUUUGACAGUUCAACUUCUUCCCAUUUCUAUGAUCAACUCCGAUGAAAAUAGAAUUGUUCGUUCUCUUGAUGACAAGACGCUUCAGAGGCUAAUGAGUGUUUUGGAAAAAUCUUCAAAAUCUUUGUCAUCACUUGAGGAGCUUCAAAACUUGGGAUGCAUCCAGCGAAUACUGGCAUGCAAGAAGCAGUGUGAAAACUUCAAAAAUCAGUAUGAAAAGAAUUUUGAGGAGUUCAGGACAAAACUACGCGACGUUUUACCAAAACUGAGGAGCGGAACUACAACUGACAGGGCAAAGUUUAUGGCCGAAAUCGAUAAAGCAACGAGUGUAAUGGUGAAACAAAGUCAUGUAGCCGAAAAGUUCACUUCGACUAAAACAAAAGAAAACCUAUUUCUCGAGCAAAUUUUCAAAAUAAUGGAGUCAAAAGGACUUGUGAAUCUCAUGACUGACGAUGGAAACGAUGCAUUUAACAGAUUUUUGCUGGACAUUUCGUGUGAAGAAAUGUUGCAGAAAAAUCAUGCCUUGCAAUCAAAACUCAAAAUUAUUUCAGUUGAAAACCCUGAAAAAAGCGAGAGUGAAACCGAAAGUGACGAAGAGCAGGAGAACUGGUUUGAAAAAGACGAGAAUCUACAGUCGCUGCAAGAGUCAAUUUCCGCAAUUUUCCAGCUCAAAAUCGACUUUCACCAAACAGACUUCAGAUUCGGGUUUGGUGUGACGAGAAAAAAGAAAAAUAAUAAAACUCCAGGACAAAUUUAUUUCACAGGGGAGUUUGGGAAGUCAGUGGCCCUCGAAAGUCUUCCCAAACUACCAAUUUUUAGAGUCUUAGGCUCAGAAAAUACUGUCAAAGUUGUUUGGGAUAAAGUGUCAGACGAAAACGUAAACGGAUUUGAAAUCCAAUGGCAACCAAAGUUGCAAGAAAGCUCAGAGGAAGUACAGGAUUCUUCACAAACUGGAACUGCUGCUCAAUGGGAUAUGGCUAGCGCUGACAGCUUUCAGAACGACUUCGAAAUAUCAUCGCACCUUAGGCAGCCCCUGAAAAAAGACCAAAAUUAUGAAGUACAGAUAGUGGUCAAAUGCGACAAACUGGGCUCUAUUUUGUGCAAGCCAUUUAAAGUGAAAACUGGAGCAGUUAGAGCAAAAGCAGAAGAUAGAUUCAGACAGUUUAGUGUCUCAGAACCUUCUGCAGCGGCGAAGCUCAUCGAUUAUUUCAUAAAUAAGGAAGUGCAUUUAAGCAGCGAAUUUGGUACCUAUCUUUCCGGCUUUUUCCGAAAUUAUUGGAGCGUUAAAGGUUGCUGUUUAUAUCUUGGAUUAGAACAAGAUAAAAAUAACAAAAACAUUAUGGAUGUAGCUUCAGGUUUCCAACGAGGCUUACAGCCUUUUCCAAUUACUCAUUUUAAUUCAAGUGUUCUGAUAUUUGCAGGCGAUUGUAAACAAGUUGAUGCUACUAUUGAUGCAUACGUUUCGUUUCUAUUGGGCGCCACCGUGAGUGAUCCCUACCGCAUUCGAAUUAAACCUCUCGGUCUUAAAGAUAUUGUUCGACUGAGACCUCACUCUAAGAUUUUCCAGGGUAAAACAUUGUAUUUAUGUAAAAAGGGAGUGCUACGUGAAAUUUUUUUUUCGAGCUACAAAAUCAACGCCAUUAUAUUUUGUUUUGGUGACAAUUCAAAACUUGAAGAAGAUAACAAAAGUCCUUCAUAUAAAUCUAUUCGAGAUGCGUGCAAACAAAGUAAAUUAACGAACACAGUGGUUAUGAGCCACAAAAACAUCGCAACCAAAAACGAUGCUCUACGCGACUUGGUGAAAAAACAUUUGGAAUUGGCGGAUAAAUCCAUUCUCGACACAACAGACUUCGAAUAUUGGAUGGGCAGUACAACAAUAGAUUGUAAUUCGAAGGUGGAAGUCGAUCAAUGGGACGCAAACAUGGUUUGUCAACGGAAACUACAUCAAAUGCUAAUCAACGCGCCGCCAAUCAAUGCCAAAGAUUUUCAAGAUAAAAUAAAGUAGUUUCAGCAUUACAAAUAACUGUCAGUGUUAGUUAUGGAUCAUGAUUGCUUAGUUGGUA